Molecule: messenger RNA, 1409 nt
Organism: Procambarus clarkii (red swamp crayfish)
Lineage: Eukaryota; Metazoa; Arthropoda; Malacostraca; Decapoda; Cambaridae
Source: RefSeq, a predicted model, not a curated record
CUGUGAGCGGCGGGGCGGACACGGGCGAGGUGGCGGUCGUCGACCUCAACCUCCUCCCAGACGACGCCAUCAACCAGGACCUCGUCGACGGACUCCAGGAGGAGUUCUCCAGCGUUGACAGGGAGCUGGGAGACCCCGUCACCAGGGCUGCCAACACUACCUCAAGUGGACCUCAGAGCCGGCAGUUGUCGCUCAUCUUCCAGGGCGUGUACGCGCCCGACGCGCGCUUCAACGCCUUCGCGGACGGUGUGAUGGUCAACAUGGUGGCCGAGAUGAAGAGGAAGAAGAUGGACCCUCUCUACUUCCGGGUCUACGACCGAGGCAUUGUUGAACAUGUGUCAACACGGGCGGGGAGAGACGGCCAGCCGGGCCAGGCUCUGCCUCCUGCUGCUGUGGUCAACACUACCGUGCUCAGAGAUGGCAGACAGAGCGGCACUGCUAUCGGCGGGGGAGUCAUCCGGGGCCUGACCAACGUGAAGCGCUUUGGCAACGCUGAAGUACAGAUUGCAGGCAACCUCACGCUGGUUCGGAGCCACUAUGUGUACGGACCUCUCAACGUAGAGCUUGUGUUCCAUACUGACAAGGGUGUUAAAACCAUCAAUUCGACUCUGAGUGCUGUGGCUGCUCAUGCCGUCGCAGAUAUGAAGGACAACAGCUCCAAACUCAUCGAUUUCAUCAUUGACAGCCCGCUGUUCGACUACAUGCCCUACUAUGGCAACCGUACCCUGGCACAGCAGCAGAUUACUGAACUGGUGGUUCGUCACCUCUUCUCCGACGCCUCCUUCAUGGCUCUCCUCCUGCGGGAUGCCUACGAGACUGCGUCCUAUGACAAGAUUAUCCCCCAGUUUGGCACACAGUCCAACUACUUCUCCGUCCUGAAGUACCUCUUCCGGGGAACCCCGAGUGCGAGGCCCCUGGCGAGAGGAGCAUCCCUGGUGGGGGAGCCCGCAGCCAUCGCUGCCUACUUAACCAAUGCUGCAAACUCUCCUCCUCCUCCUACUGCUCUAAAAAACUUAGAAUAAAAUCGACUUGAGAAUGGUCCAGGACGGACCGAAACGUCGUCGUCCCUUCAAUUUCUAGUGUGUGGUCUGGUCAACAUACUUCAGCCCCGUUAUUGUGACUCAUCGCCUUCAACUUAGAAUAAAAAUGCAUUUGACGAAAUAUAAAAUGAGCAGGACAACAGAAAAGAUUAAUACAAUAAUAUUUUAAUAUAAGUCUCAAAAAUAAAAAUAAAUAAUUCCUUAUGUAGCUGUGUUAUUAAGUGUAUUAUAAUAAUGUUGAUGAUGAAGGUGAAUGAGGUCAUUAUUGUAUAUUUGAAUAUCAUAGAUAAAUUGUUCUAAAAUAUAGUCACUUUGUGAACACAUUUAUGUGUCCACCAUAUGUGUCUAGGGAGCCGGUCGGCCGAGCGG